GGUUGACUUGUCGCAAUCGGCUAGUUGGACCGCCAUCUUGGAUCAAGAAAGGGGUUUUAAACCCGAUAAAGGAAACAGCGUUAUGUUUUUAUGAAUUGUAAAUAUUCACAUUUGCUUAUAGGGAAAAAUAAUAAUAAUAAUAACAGUAGUCAUGAAAAGUAAUCUUAAUUAGCCCGUACAAUAGAUUGUCAAGAGAAACAUCACCGUUAACGAAGAAACAACAUAGUGGGGAUUUUUCCUGCUUGAAGUUUUGUUUAUGUUAUUGAAUUGAAACAUGGACUCUACAAAUUCAGAUAUGUCAGAUGUACCCUCGCUGGCCGGGAACCAGUCUGGCAGUGCAGCUGUGGUCCAGAAAGCCAACAACAAGAGGCGCGCCAUCCCUGAUUUUGAUGAUGACGAUGAUGAUGGAAGCAAACUCUUCAGGUGCGAUGAUGAUUUGGGGGGAUCAAAUGACAAAGAGCGUUUUGCCAGAGAGAACCACAGCGAGAUCGAGAGGCGCCGUCGGAACAAGAUGACGGCUUACAUCACGGAGCUGUCGGACAUGGUGCCCACCUGCAGCGCCCUGGCCCGCAAGCCCGACAAGCUGACCAUCCUGCGCAUGGCCGUGUCGCACAUGAAGUCCCUGCGCGGCAGCGGCAACACGGCCCCCGACGGCAGCUACAAGCCGUCCUUCCUCACCGACCAGGAGCUGAAGCACUUGAUCCUGGAGGCGGCGGACGGCUUCCUGUUCGUGGCGUCGUGCGAGUCGGGCAGGGUGGUGUACGUGUCGGACUCGGUGACGCCCGUGCUGAACCAGCCGCAGUCCGAGUGGCUGGGCGGCUCGCUGUACGACCAGCUGCACCCCGACGACACGGACAAGCUGAGGGAGCAGCUGUCCACCACCGAGAGCAGCACCAGCGGACGAAUGCUGGACCUGAAGACGGGCACGGUGAAGAAGGAGGGGCAGCAGUCUGCGGUCAGGAUGUGCAUGGGCUCCCGUAGGUCCUUCAUCUGCAGGAUGAGGGUUGGAAUGAGUUCGGUGGAGCCAGUGUCCAUGAACCGGCUGAGUUUCCUGAGGAGCAGGAACAGGAAUGGUUUGGGUCCAGUAAAAGAGGGAGAACCACAGUAUGUGGUGGUGCACUGUACCGGUUACAUUAAGUCCUGGCCUCCUGCAGGGGUGUCUCUCUCAGAAGAGGAAACGGACACCAACCAGGGAAGCCGCUUCUGUCUGGUGGCCAUUGGGAGGCUGCAGGUGACCUGCUGCCCCAGUGACACCGACAUGAGCAACAUCAGCGUCCCCGUGGAGUUCAUCUCCCGCCACAACUGCCAGGGCAUCUUCACCUUCGUGGACCACCGCUGCCUGAACACUGUGGGCUACCAGCCCCAGGAGCUGCUGGGGAAGGAUAUUCUGGAGUUGGCUCAUCCUGAGGAUCAGGGUCUCCUGAGAGACAGUUUCCAGCAGGUGUUGAAGCUGAAGGGGCAGGUUCUGUCUGUGAUGUUCCGUUUUCGGUCCAAGUCCCGGGAGUGGAUCUGGAUGCGCACAAGCUCCUUCACCUUCCAGAACCCGUUCUCUGAGGAGAUCGAGUACAUCAUCUGCACCAAUGCUAAUGUCAGUAGGGCCUCGACUCAGGACCCCCUCACCCCCCUCUCCUCCCCAGGCAUGGCACUGCCCCCCUCGCUGGGGCAGAACAGCCCCGGCUGCCCCCAGGUCCUCAGCCCGGGGCAGGUAUCCGCCAGGCAGCUGCAGCAGCAGCAGGCUGAGCUGGAGGCAGGGGGCAGUAGAGAGGGCAUGUAUGAGGCGGGCCCCGUCACGCUACCACAGGUUCCGGUCCAGGCAGUGACCGCAGCGGGACCAGACCACAGUAAGACCCUGGAGAGAGACCCACGCUUCUCUGACCUCUUCACAGAGCCAAAGGCACUUCCUUCCAGUUCUGCCCCAGUACCCCAGCAGAUUUACCCCCAGGGCACCUCCUACACCGCUGCCCGGCCAAACGACUCCUUCAGGCCGGCCGGAAUGGCCCAGCAGCUGGUGCAGCCCUCGCCGUCUGCCGGGCAGAUGCUGGCCCACAUGUCCCGCCAAAACGGCCCCAACCCCACCUGCCCCUCUGUGGAGCCCCCCAGCAAUAACAGCCCCAUCCAGGUCCAGGCGGGAGCUACGGGGGGGGCAGGGGGCUGGGCUGGGGCCCGACCCCCCUUCAAUACUCAGCAGGUGGCAGCGCAGACGGGGAAGAUUCAGGCGGCCCAGUUUCCCCUGGCGGGGUUCGCUUCUGGCUCGUCCUCCUCCUCUUUUAACGCCAUGAGUGCAGGUGCUCCGGCCCCAUCGAACACUGCAACCUACCCCCCCCUCAACUCCCGCAACAACCCCGCAGUCAAUGGCUAUGCAGAUGGCAAUCAGUCAGUGGCGCAGUUCCCCUCCAGAACAGCAGAGGCAGUGUGGCAGGCACAGUGGCAGAACCAGUCCCAUGCACAGGGCACAGCGGAGGCACACCAGCAGGCACAGUCCAACCAGGCGGAAAUCUUCCCAGACGUGCUCUCCAUGCUGGACCAGUCGCCCAGUUUCAACAAUGACGACUUCCCGGAGCUCUUCACUCCUUUCAAUGAGUGAAGAGGGGGCUGAAUUUUUAGCUCUUGCCUCUUUUUCUUACCCCCCCCCCCCCCCCCCUUUUUCUCUCACCGUCAGAGCUGUGCUGUCUCUUUUAUAAUUUUUGAAAUCAGACGUGAAGUUGCACUGCCCGCGAGGUACAAGACGAUACAGGGAAGGACUAAUCAAACGGUGAGGUAGAGCCGCACAAAAGGGAUCGGAGACCGACCGGCUUUGGAGAGAGAAAAAUGCAGCGAUAAUCAGUAAACCAACAGGGCACAAGCAGGUUAAUAUAGCUGUGAUGAAACUGCCUGGAUCUCAACAGUAAGUGGAUCUGAGGAGAUGCACAGCGCUGAUCUAAAGCAGACUCUGACGCACAAUGCAGUACUUCACUGCAGCACAGCUAACAGGCAGCCAUUACUGGCAAGUUUUAGGAAUAUUUGAAUAGAAAUCCUACUUUGGGCUUUUCCCCUUUCUAGUUCAAAGCAUUACUUUUUAAAGUUUAAAGAGGGUAAGUCCAUAAGAAAACAUGUCCGUCCCUUUUUCUUUUUUUUUUUAGAAAAUAAAUAAUAAUUAUUGAGAAAUAAAUCUUUCUUUUUUUAAAUCCUGUAUACCAUUGUGUGAACCGCAGGAGAUCCUUGUCUAUGUGAAGAUGUUUCUCUUGUUUGAAGGGUAUUCAGGUUAUGUGAGCUCCAGGGUCAUUUGGAAACUGACUGUCAGUUUACCAUUGCUGGCUCUUGGCUCUCUGUUGUACAAAUGCAAAAACUGGAAAAUACUGGGGUAUGUUGGCCUAUACUCAAUGAUUGUAUAUAUACUUGUGGUGCAGGUGUAAAUUCAGUUUGUGUUUAAAUUGUAAAGCUGAAACCAUUGUAGGACAGUGAGCUUUCCGCCAGUGUCGAUGCCGCCAUCGACGCUACUACAUCGAUCUACAUCAGCACUAAGACACAACCUAGACUCAACUGCACUUAAGCACGAACGCGCUGGCUCAGUUACGUUGGCGGCGAUGUCCAUCAAUGUCCAGACCAAGUCAGACUGAAUGCUUCUUGCCUAUCUAAUCACUGUUGCAUUACAAACGCACAUGAUUGAUGACGUCACUGCCGGCUGAAUUGUGCGGUUGGAUUGGCUGGGGAGUGCCGCUCGCAGGGCCUCUGUCCGCCAGGCUGCAGGUCGCCGAUGUCAGGGUGAGCGCGUUUAAUUGCUCUUAAUCGAUUAACCAAAACCCGCCGCAGCUCGACGGGACCGGGUCAGUCACCCCGUGGGCCACCGUAGCUUCGGUAUGACAGGAACGCCCUUCCUCUCCCCCCAGGCCCGACUGCCUGAUCCUCCUCCACGCACAGGUCACCUGCAGGUGCAGCCUGGCUCCACGCACAUGUCUCCUGUUCUGUAGCCCCCUCAGACGUGGACGGUUCUGUUCAGCAGGCAGUGAACACCGUUGUAUAACACAUGCUGAGAUUUACAACCCUUUUUGACUAUGCACAUAAUUUCAGUUGCUGAAUAGUACAGUGCCCACCCGCGACCACUGAAGAAUCUUGCAGUCGUGGUUUUAUGAUCUCCGUUUUAUGGUGCAGAUCUUAUAUUGCCUGCAAAGUGGUAUAUUCCAUUCACGUGCACACAGUGAUUUGGCAGCCACCAUUAUGUAAAACCAUGUCCUACCCCAGCCCCUUUCUCUAUUAUAAAAUGCGUAACCUGUCUUCAUGCCUACUUUCUCCUCCCAAUGUGGAGCAUCCAUGUCGGCCCUUUUCCAGCCCAGGUUAAGUGCAUGGAGCCUCAAGUGUCAUUACAAAGUGUAAUUUCUGUCGCAGGUUUUAUGUGAAGGUAUAUGUUCACUGGUGCUUUGUCCGCAUGCCAUAUUUUCAUUGGUUAGGUCUGCGGGUGCUACUGCCCGAAUGCAGCUAAUCUGAGAGGUCGGGUGUUACGCUCUAUGCUUCCAGCAGCCAAUUCUGUUGAUUCGUAUGAAAUAUGAAAUGAAAUACACUUUAGUAUGCAAUUGUAUAUCCUUAAUGUGAGUAUGUUAUGUAUUUGCAUAUGUAAUAUACACACCUGCGCACACGCACAUGAUUUCCUUGGUGUUUUGUCAGUUCUGUGAUAACGGCACACUCUUCUCACCCUUAACGUGUGGGCUCUCUUUUCUUUUUUUACUCAGAAAAUCAAGAGAUUUUGUACAGAAAAAAUUGUUUUAAUAAAAUGUACAAAUAUUGAAUGAAAGCAAUAAUUACCAGCAGGAAAACACAUAUUUCAAAGCCAUUCAUAUUGUUGUUGUAAGUGUUAGGAUUUUUUAAACGGAACAGACGAAAAGUGUUCACUUCAGGUAUUCAGAUGUUCUGGUUUUGGUCCAGUGUGUUUGAGUGAAGGCCCAGAAUAGCCCUAAUCUAAAGUAGAUGUUUGUUUUGGUUUGGUCUGGUAAUGGGAUCUUAUCUGGAUAGGAUCUUUAUUCACACUUUAAUGAGCUGUGGAAGGUAGAGUAUCCAGUGCGCUGAGCUAAGCAGUGCUGGCCUAACUCCAAACCGAACAGGGCCACACUGGCUUUAAGGGCUAGAUAGAGGUAGGUAUGAAUUCAGAAGUACUGAAAUCCUGAAUUGUAAAUUGCAUUGCGAUUAUGAUGCCCCCUUUCCCAGGCUGAUUCUUCUUAUACAUGUGGAUGUGAGAAUGUGGAUGCAUAAACUCACACCUGCAUAUCCUUUUUUUUUUUUUUUUUAAUACAUGUGUACUUGCCGUUUGUGUCAAUAGUUUUAUUUUUCAUUUGGAAGAGGGCAGUAUUCUUGUGACUUGUGUGUUUUUUUUUUUUUGUUUUUUUUUUGUUUUAAACCACUUGGGGUGUUCCAUGUCAAGGUUUUUACAAUGAUGUGAAUUGCAGUUUAUAUAUUAUGCAUAGAUACACAAAUAUGACUAUAUAUAACAAAAAUGUUAUAAAAGAGUAAAGAGAAUGUUCAAGGGUUUGUUUUUUUUUUGUAUUAAAUUGUUAUAUUGUCCAGAAA
Conger conger (European conger) is the source of this 5535-nucleotide messenger RNA. It is a transcript of the gene arnt, whose product is annotated as aryl hydrocarbon receptor nuclear translocator. Gene Ontology annotation, biological process: regulation of transcription by RNA polymerase II. Gene Ontology annotation, cellular component: nucleus; cytoplasm; transcription regulator complex. The transcript is spliced from 21 exons. NCBI's taxonomy places the organism in Eukaryota, Metazoa, Chordata, Actinopteri, Anguilliformes, Congridae. Gene Ontology annotation, molecular function: DNA-binding transcription factor activity, RNA polymerase II-specific; protein dimerization activity; RNA polymerase II cis-regulatory region sequence-specific DNA binding. The record is from RefSeq and is a predicted model, not a curated record. The coding region runs from base 275 to 2584 and encodes 769 amino acids.